CUUGGCAAAUUCCACUUCCAUCGCCUUUGUUUUCACUUCAACCCUCUCCAACUAAAACACAACAAAAGAAAGAAUCUUUGAAUUUUUUCAUUUUACAAAAGAGAGAACCUUUGCAAAGGCCGCGUAUGAACAUUCAAAACCUUAACAGCUACGAUCCCUUUGCGGACACUGGCGACGCCGGAGAAGUAAAGGUUGAACAGACUGAAAAGCCUGCCAAAAGUCAGGCAACCGGUCAAAACUACAUUCAUAUCCGUAUCCAACAACGUAACGGACGCAAAACAUUGACAACCCUUCAAGGCUUACCCAAAGAGUAUGACCAAAAGAAGAUCUUGAAAGCAUUCAAGAAAGAAUUCGCAUGCAACGGUACUCUUGUUGAUGACGAAGAAUUAGGUCAAAUCAUUCAAUUGCAAGGUGAUCAACGUCAAAAAGUUUCCGCUUUUUUGAUCGAAGAAGGAGUAAACAAGACCGACGUCAAAGUCCACGGUUUCUAAAUCCUUGCUUUGUCACCUCAUUUUCAUGCAUCUGUAGCUGUCACCCGGCAGCUUUUAUCGGAUUUUGACCUCU
Meira miltonrushii is the source of this 564-nucleotide messenger RNA. Its product is annotated as putative translation initiation factor SUI1. Gene Ontology annotation, molecular function: translation initiation factor activity; ribosomal small subunit binding; RNA binding. NCBI's taxonomy places the organism in Eukaryota, Fungi, Basidiomycota, Exobasidiomycetes, Exobasidiales, Brachybasidiaceae. The record is from RefSeq and is a predicted model, not a curated record. Gene Ontology annotation, biological process: translational initiation. Bases 126 to 491 code for a protein of 121 amino acids. The transcript has 2 exons. Gene Ontology annotation, cellular component: eukaryotic 43S preinitiation complex.